CACGGGUCCACAGAGGACCCCUGAACAAGACUUUCAGCGGAACGGGCAGGAAGUCCUGCAUUGGAAUUUCGCGGACAAGAACAGAACAAUCGACCUACCUUGUGCAGCUCAAUUCACCGUCUGAAUGGAGCUAUACUGCAGAAAAGCCCGUGGAACGGGCAGGAAGUCCUGCACUGGAAUUUGGGGGACAAGAACAGAAAUAUCGACCAACCCUGGGCGGCUCAAUUCAUCGUCUGGAUGGAACUAUGCUGCAGAAAAGCCCGAAUGAUCCCACUUGCUUCUUCUGGUUCUGGUGCAGCAGAGUCUCGUGCAGAAAGGGAAUCUAUCAGCCAAAUCCGAAUAACUGAAAAUCGAGAAAUUGGGGUCCUCAAUGACAGACAUGCUGAUUACAUCUCUGAGGUUCGUUUCCUUCAAGCAGUUCAACGCAAGCUCAGAUUGCGCCUGGAGCAAUGGAUGAAAGCUGGAAAGCCGAGAGUGAGAGAAGACAUGACUGAGUCGCUUACAACGGGAGGGGCGAAGGCACGAUAUGACGCCGAUGCAGAGAAAAUACCCAGGCUCAAUGACGAACUGAACAGUACGCGAUCGAGAUAUGAAUCAGCCGUGCGUGGACGUGAUUUGGCCGCCGAGGACUCACUUCUCGUUAGAUUGUGCGAUCUUCGUUCUCAGCUAUGUCUGGCCAAAGGACGCGGAAAAGUAAUCCAAGAGGAAUGUGCAAGGCUUCGAAAGGAAAACCAGAAGAUCGUGGACGAUAUCGCAUCGCAGAGACAGAUCUUUGACAAGGAAACGCAAGAACGCUAUAGCUAUGAACGUCGCGCUCGGCCGUUGCUUCAGGAAUGCGAAGAGCUAUUGAAAUCCUACAAAGAAAUUAAAGUACCCGUGCCGCGCUACUCGACUGAGGACAUUGAACGAGACAGAAAGCACUUCCGUGCCGAAGUGGAGGCCUCCAUGGUUGAAAUUCGUAGGCAAUACGAAAUACUUGCCAGCACUGUUAAAUCGGAAAUGGAACAAUGGUACAAGGAUCAGGUGUCUGGAAUCGAAUUCAAGCAACGCGAUGAUACAUCUUCUUUCAAGAAGAGACUUGCUGAUCUACGCGAUGAACUGGUUGAUGUCCGCACAAGGCUCAGUCAUCUGGAAGAACGCAAUCGCUUGCUGACCAGCUUGAUUGCCGAUUUCGAAGAAGCCAGAGACCAAGAGCAGAAGCUUAGCGCCUCCACCGUCAAGGAAGACGAGGAUAAUCUUCGAAAGCUCAUCGAACGCUACAAUGAGCUCGUCUCCGGUGCUCCACGAGAUAAGAGAUACUCCGUGGCUACAUUGCGCGCUGAGAUCAUGAGAUACAGAGAACUGCUAGAUGGUGUGGGUCCCAGAGACAAUCGUGACAUCUCCAACAUUCUACAAAGUGUUUUUGAGAGAAUGGAUUCGAGCAUAGCUGGAAGACGAACAUCUCAAGCCGCCUCCAGCGGCGCGGGUGGAAUGUACGAGCCUUACGGAACAAGAAGGGACAUCGGUGGACCUACCGAAACCCGUGACUACAGAUACACAUCCUCAACCAGAACAUCUCAAAGUGCAGGAUUCGGUGGCGGAGCCAGGGAUGAAGGAAGCACAGGCUUAGGGUAUAGUAGCCGUGUUCAGCCCACAACUGUCACCAGCACGGCUGACUACACCUUGAGAGAUGAGCGAGGUUCCAGAACUGGAGGCCGUGACUACGCGAUGCAACGUUCAGCCCAGGGAAAUGUCACGAUCGGGAGAGUGGCCAGGGAUGGGUCGUAUGUGACCAUCGAGAACACUUCCAUGGAUAUUGACCAGCACAUUGGUGAAUGGACGCUCCGCAGUACAAGCUCCUCCCUGAAGCAAGUCUCGUUCACAUUCCCUCGUGGAUUCAUCUUAGCCCCUCAAAGCACAGUUCAGAUCUUUGCCCGUGGAAAGGGCCCUAACGAUCCUCCUCGUUCACUCGUCUGCGAAGCUGAAAGCACAUUUGCGACAGGCGAGGAUCUAGCCAUGUACCUUUACGACAACUAUGGCCAGGAACGUGCUCGUCUCACUCAGCGUGAGUUCUUCGCCACCUAUGGCGAUUCCGGAUUCUAAGUGAUGCGUGAUGCUCUACAACAUCAUAACUGCCACCAGCACCUGCCUAUCUUUCAUUGUGUUAGAUUAGACGAGCAAUAUGCAAAUGUAUUUGCUUGCUCAGACAUAAAUCGUGUAGUCACAUGAAGCAUUCU
Messenger RNA from Cylicocyclus nassatus, 2216 nucleotides. NCBI's taxonomy places the organism in Eukaryota, Metazoa, Nematoda, Chromadorea, Rhabditida, Strongylidae. The record is from the annotation of a GenBank genome assembly.